AUGGCUGGCUCACUUGCAUCCUCCGUCGCCUCCCUCCAAUCCUCUCUCCAGCUCGUCGAUUCCUCAAUCUCAAUCCUCGACUCUGGCGUCAGCGACUACCCCCGAAUGACAAAAGUCCUGCAAACAACACGACACUUCGAACUUCUCCCAGAACCCACAAUCCGAGACGCCCAGCAAUCCCUCCUAGACGAAAUCACCCCAAGCAUCGCACACCUCCUGUCCCUCGCAACAAAUCACGUCGAGAAACUAUCCCGUCGCGAGGAAGGCCUGCGUGCAAAAUGCGAGUUGCAGGAGGGGCGGAUGAACUCCAGUGAGAGCCGACAGAGUGCAUCUCGUGCAAACAAAAGCGCCGCUCGUGGCAGUGCGGGACAGGGCGCUUCUGCCGCCAAAGCGCUAGAGUUGAGACGUUUAGUCCAGAAGAAAGAGCGCCUUAAGUAUGCGGUCGAGCGUCUGGAGUUGCAGAGUACACAGAGGGAACGCCAGUUGAGAAAGAGUAUGGCCUUUCAGUGA
Molecule: messenger RNA, 510 nt
Organism: Aspergillus puulaauensis
Lineage: Eukaryota; Fungi; Ascomycota; Eurotiomycetes; Eurotiales; Aspergillaceae
Product: DASH complex subunit SPC19
Exons: 2
Coding region: 1-510 (169 amino acids)
Biological process (GO): attachment of spindle microtubules to kinetochore
Cellular component (GO): DASH complex; spindle microtubule
Source: RefSeq, a predicted model, not a curated record